CCACAUGUGGGGGGGCGUCUGAACGGAGCUGCUCCGCCAAUCCAGUCGCUAACUUCCUGAAGUGAGGAAGGUCGCGUAGAUCCAGCGGGCAGGAGCGGGUCUUCGGUCACAGGGCGAGUGCAGGCAGCCACGGAGCCUUCGAGUGCGCAGCUCAUCCACUGUAGCCACAUCGGGGACUCGUACGCGACAUGUCCACGGGGGACAGGAUGGACAGCUUGGGUGCUCUGGAGGCGUACAAAGAGAUGCUCCUGCUGUACGUGGAUGGGGCUCGACGCUUUGUGAACUCGAGGUGCAGUCGUAUGGAACCCUGGCAGAUAAUCGCCGUGACCACGCUGCUCACCCUGGCGGCCGUCUGGCUCGAAGGGUUUCUGUUCCAGCGCGAGAGUCUGAGAUCACGACUAAAGAAACAGUUCUUCAGAAUUAUAAGAAAAAUACCAUUUAUAGGUGCAUCAAUCCAGGCCCAGCUGAACAAGGCGCUGGACGACAUGUCGAUGAGCUUGUUCACGCUGAAAAACGGCAUGAGCUACGCCCAGUGCCUGCCGAGCCACGGCCUUCCUCAAGCAGAGGUCCUGGAGAAGAUCAAGGAGUAUGACUCACUUGGUGAGGUCCAGUGGGAGAAAGGCAAGGUCUCGGGAGCCGUGUACAGCGGAGAUGAGAAGCUCACCAACCUCCUGGUGAAGGUGUACGGUCACUUUGCGUGGAGCAACCCCCUGCAUCCGGACAUUUUCCCAGGAGUCCGCAAGAUGGAGGCCGAGGUGGUCAGGAUGGCCUGCACCCUUUUCCAUGGGGGGCCCAACUCCUGUGGGACGGUUACAUCAGGCGGAACUGAAAGCAUUUUAAUGGCUUGCAAGGCAUACAGAGAUAUGGCACAGGAACGUGGGAUCAAACAUCCAGAAAUUCUUGCACCACUAAGCGUCCAUGCAGCUUUUGAUAAAGCGGCGCACUAUUUCGGGAUGAAACUCGUUCACAUACCAGUUGACCCGAAAACCAUGGAAGUCAGUGUAAAGGCCAUGAGGAGGGCCAUCUCAAAGAACACGGCCAUGCUGGUCUGCUCUGCGCCACAGUUUCCGCAUGGAGUAGUGGAUCCCGUUGAAGAAGUAGCAAAGUUGGCGCUGAAGUACAGCCUUCCCUUUCACGUGGACGCGUGUCUAGGGGGAUUCCUCAUCGCGUUCAUGGACAAAGCUGGCUUCCCUCUGGCUCCCUUUGACUUCCGGGUCAAAGGGGUGACCAGCAUCUCCGCAGAUACCCACAAGUACGGCUACGCGCCAAAGGGCUCCUCCGUCAUCUUGUACAGUGAUCAGAAGUAUAGGCAUUACCAGUACUUUGUGGCCCCUGACUGGCAGGGGGGUAUCUACGCCUCGCCCUCUAUGGCGGGAUCUCGUCCUGGCGGCAUCAUCGCUGCCUGCUGGGCCACCAUGAUGCACAUGGGGGAGGACGGCUACAUCGAGGCCACCAAGAAGAUCGUCAAAACUGCCCGAUUCAUUGAGGCGGAAAUCCGCAAAGUGAACGGCUUGUUUGUCUUCGGGAAGCCCAAAGUCUCUGUCGUGGCUCUGGGCUCGGAAGUCUUCGAUAUCUUCCGGUUAUCCAACGCUCUUACGUCCAGGGGUUGGAGUCUGAACACACUACAGUUUCCUUCCAGCAUCCACAUUUGUGUGACGUUGCUGCACACGAAGCCAGGAGUUGCCGAGCAGUUUGUCAGCGAUGUUAAACAAGAGGCGGCGAUAAUAAUGAAGAACCCAAAGGAGAAAACUACCGGCAUGGGGGCGAUUUACGGCAUGGCCCAGACCAUACCUGACCGAUCCAUGGUCACAGAGGUCUCGUACGGGUUCCUCGACUGCCUUUACAGCACUGAACUCCCUUCCUCCGACCUGAAGCACAUGAAUGGCACCUCCAAGGGUCACUAAGGGCAUGAGGGUGGAGACUGAAGCCAGUCCUCAGGAUGGGGGCCCCUCCCCUAGCAUCUGAUCAUUUGUUGCCUUACCAGUUUUAAUCUCUAUAGAGUUUUUAAUUUUUGUCAAAGCACAAUUCGAUGUCCUACGUCUAGAAAAAGCUGCCUGGAAAGGUAUUGCUUUGGGAUUCUCUCAAACAGUGCAAAGCAGUAUAACUUUGGCAAAUUUUUUAUGGUUUGUUUUUUUUGUAAACGUGAUACUAACUGAAGGGUAGUGAUGGGAGUGUCGGUGUGUAACGGUAGUUUUCCUCUCUUAUGUUUAAUACUGUUCUCUGUGAUUGUGAGCAUCUUUUAUGAAGAUGGCUUACAUAUAUUCAUAUGUAAUAAAUGAUAAUAUAACAGGCAUGUACAAAACAAGGGUUACUUAUACCUUGUCCUGUUGGGCCUGUGUAUGUUUGAGUUUUAUAGCACUGUAAACAUCUUUUCACUAUAGUAUACAGAAUUAAUUCAAGUUCAUUAAAUUGAAGUAUUGAUUAAUCACGGUCUUGUUUGAUAGGAUGAGAGCCCACACGUACAGAAGCCCUUCAAGUAUGAUUCGAUCACCCUUACCACUAAUAAAGUAACUCCUUAAUGAAAAACUUCAGUUAAAAUGCUCUUUGAGCUGUUAAUGUGAGUUGUGAGUGUUGCCUGAAAAAAAAAAAAAAAAUAUUGCAUCAAUGCAGAUCAGUGCUUGAGCAGGAAAUAAAUUUUACAAAAUACUGUAGCUAGCAGCAGUGAGCUCCCCAUUUCCUGUUUUCCUAUUACAUACACAGGAAUAUUUAAAAAAAAAAAAAAGUCCUAGAAAGGGGAAAAAACAUUAUAACAAUAUGGCAUGGUUUGCUGAAAAUGAAAUUAUUUUUUUUAAUUUUGUAGUGUCCUUAACCGCUAUGCAACCAUGGCAAAAAUUUAACAUUGUGGUUGAAAGCAGGCACUGUAGCCUGAAAGUUACCACUUUGAGUCCCAAAAUGCAUCCUGCUGAUUGAGCAGAUCUUUGAGUAGCUCCAGUAAAAUAUCCAGCUGAUUAAAGCGACUUUGAAUUUAUGCAUCAGUUAAGUAGCGAUGAUACUACUACUACUAAUAAUAAUAAUAAUGAAUACCUAAAAGUAGUAACCUAUCGUGCCGGUUAGAUUCAGUGAUGGUACAGCUGCUCAAGUCUCCAGCUCACGCUCAUAUAUUGUUUUCUUAUCUGUGUAGAAUGAAUUCUGCAGAAUUUUGUACAGAAAAUCUUUCAUCAAAAUAGCAGACCAGAACUUUCACACUUCUUUGCCCCACAUACUGCAAAAUCUUCUAUGCACUUUAUAGAACAUCACAUCUUUUCCCCUCUACUGUCAGGUGAAUAAGUCAGUCCAAGGAAUUUCUUUCUAAAAACGUGUUGUCUAAACUUGCAUUAAAAGAUGGGAAUGAAAGGGAAAGGAAAGUAUUUUUGAGUGGUUGUGAAGCUUUUUGAGAUGUAAAGUUAAUGUAAUGUUUUAUCAUUCUUUUUAAUGUUUACCAGAGUAAAAUAAUGUUCUGACAUGAGGGAUUAUGAAGGUGAAAGCAAAUUGGUGGCAACACACACAUCUUCGUUUCAGGAUGGUAGAUUUGUAUUUAUGAAAUUUAAGGGUACUUUAGCGAUAGCUUUUUCUAUUAUUAUUUUGGAUGUUGCGGUUUGGUCUUGUUAAAGUGGAGGUUCUGCAGGUUUAAUGAAAGUGCCUUUAGAAAAAAUUUUCUUGUUAACCACUAUGUGCUCGAAGCAACGAUGUCUCCUUCGCAGUUAGAAAUAAGAUAGGGGUUAAUUUCGCUGAAAAAAAAAAAAAUGGCAGAAGUGAUGCCCACACUAAAAACCACUAUCAAUUAGUUGUACUACAGUACUGUGGUUUAAACUAGCGAAAUUGUAUUUUUUUUCUUCUUAUCAUUAAAUUCACUAAUCUUAUGCAGCGAGGACAUGAGUCGUGUGAGAUGCGAAGCAGGGUUUUGCAGAACAUUUCUUCUGUUUUUAAGAUACCAGAUUAAGUGGGGAAAUUAUUUUUUUUUAGGUAGUCACAGUUUUAUGACAAACCUUUAUGCAAAGAGUAUAAGUUGUAGUUGUCACUUUUUACCAAUGCGUUAAAUGUCGCAGACAGAAAGACCUAACCUUGCCCCUGUGUUCCGGCAACAGAGAAGGAGUCAUGUUUGAUACACACCUGCACAGGCUGCAGUGUGUUAUGGGAAGGCACACUGAUAUUCUGUGUGAAAUUCAUACCUGAACCUCUUACCAUGUUCUACGCGUGUUGUUUCGACAAACUAAUGUACAUCUAAGGUGCUUGUAAUCCGGUGUAGCAAAGGGGAGCAAUCUUGGUUUUUAGACCUUUCCUACAGUAACAUUUAGUUGUCCUUAAAAAUUUGAUAUACUGUAACUUCAUGAGUCUGAACAUUGUGCUCGAGUACGGUGGGAGAGGUAAUUCUAGGUGUGCAGCAGGUGUGAGUUGACGGCACUGUCCAUUUUUAUGUAGGUUGACUGCCUUGAUUUUGGUCAUUUCAGAAACGUAUUUCAAUUCAGUAUCUACCUCAGUUUUUUUUUUUUUUUUUUUAAAAAUGCAAGUGUUUGUACUCAAUUUGCAAAAGGCACAGAACCCCUUAUGAUCUCAGUUUAGAUGGGGAAAAAGACCUCUUAAAUGUUGUCUUAAUGAAGUUGGAAUGAAAGCUGUUUGCAGAUAAUACAAAAAUUAACAAUUGGUAGUCUGUAUCUUGUCAACUUUUGUUAUUGUAAAACUUGUGUUAAUUUUUUUUAUUCAUUUAAUAUAGAACCACUAAUUUGUCUGUUGUUUUUAUAUGCAUGCACUAGACUGUUUAUAGUGGUGGCCAAAUAAUUCAGAAAUGAUUACUUCUGGCUCAUUAUUCACUGGAGCUCUGGGACAAAAUGAACAAAAAAUAACACUUGACCUGAAGUGCAAAUCUGUGAUUCUAUAAACAACAGAGUUAGUACUGUUUGUAACCACAGUUAUUUUAUUACUCACCAAUACAAUGUUGGCUGUUUCAACUUUUUAACCUAAAAAUGUGAGUAUUGCAAUGUGGAUCACAGCAAAUUUUUUUUUUUUUUUGAUAUUGGCAUUACAACAAUAUUCAGACUCAUAAAUGGAUCAGUAAAUGGGUGGAUGACUUGGUGUAGAUAUUAACAAUGCAGAAUCUUUACCACUAAAACAUAACAAAGCCGAUGUGUAUUUACACAAAAAAUCUAAACAAUUUAAAAUGUAAUGAAUUGUAUUCCAGUUAGUAGUAUUGGCAAGAAUCCACAAAUUACAUUGUCAUAUAGGCCUAGUAUGGGGGGAAAAUCAGCCUAAUUCCAUUCCUUUUCAUUUGGAUAUGUUUAUUUUAUAAAAAUGCAAAAAUGUCCUCAUGAAUGAUUUCACAUUAUGCUUGUCUCAUUAAACAUCAAGUACAUUUGUAUGUAAAAAGGCUGCAAAUGCAAUAUGGUUUUUUGUUAGUUUAUAGCAAAGGUGGUUUGCAUUCACCUGUAUGCCUUCAAAGCUCAAACAUUUUUGGCCUAGACCAGUGACGGAGCCCUGGUGAUGUCCUGUGUGUUAGCUGGCCACAGUUCUUUGCUGACCAUGAUGUAACAAUCUGUCUAAUGAAUUGGUGGAACUGGAAGACCAUUUUAUAAAAAAUAGCUGUACUUCCAGUUCAUUUUCAAACUUACUAAAAUGAAAGCAAAUACUAAUAUUUAAUGUAAUUAAUACUGAUAAUAGAUGUGGAAUACAGGAACGAAUUUGUGUUGCUUAACCCGUCUUUGCACCGUUAUAGUUGUUCUCUCAGAAAAAUGUGGAAAAACGAGAUUUCUAAAGUAAGGUGGCUGGUGUAAUGUGAUUUGAAUAGUGUGAAUUUGAAUUGGAUAAAAAGAGAAGGAUAAUGAAGGUUGUUGGAUCGAAAACCCAGAGCACCCCAGGAGUUCACCAGGGCCACAGGGAGGACCACUGUUCUAGAUGCCUGAGCGAAUGAGCAAGGUAGCAUCACCUCAGGGACAUCAAUUUUACUGUUAAUCUGAAAUAAGUCCUAUAAGUAGGUGAAAGAAACUACCAUGUUUUGUAUGAGUUUUUGUCCUUGGGAAAAGAAUAAAACAAUUCCUCACUA
This is a messenger RNA of Scleropages formosus (Asian bonytongue), 6013 nucleotides long. It is a transcript of the gene sgpl1, whose product is annotated as sphingosine-1-phosphate lyase 1. The record is from RefSeq and is a predicted model, not a curated record. Gene Ontology annotation, molecular function: sphinganine-1-phosphate aldolase activity; pyridoxal phosphate binding. Gene Ontology annotation, biological process: sphingolipid catabolic process; carboxylic acid metabolic process. Lineage: Eukaryota; Metazoa; Chordata; Actinopteri; Osteoglossiformes; Osteoglossidae. Gene Ontology annotation, cellular component: endoplasmic reticulum. Bases 189 to 1904 code for a protein of 571 amino acids. The transcript is spliced from 14 exons.